GCGGAGCGUGCAGUCGCGUGCAAAUCUUAGACCGCUCUGGACCGCGAAAGACGCACACUCACACACACGCUGCUGGCCCCACGCUGCUUACUUCUUCUUCUCUCGCUGGCCGCGUUGAGAAGCCACCUGAGUGUUGUUCGAGUUAUUGCCGCGCGCAACGCGAUCGCGUUCGGACCGUGCGUGUGCAAGUGCCAGCGAAUUAUAAAUUAUAAAAACCGCGAUAAAAUAAAUACAAAUAAAAUAAAAACUUUUUUCUGUGCGUGUGUAAAUAAAAACUUUCGGAUUUGAAAAUAUAAGAGAAAUUUGUUUGUUUUUUGAUAUUUUUGGGAACCAUGCCGACGCAACAGUGUUUCCAUGAGGAUAUCUAGAGACCCAAGCGUGGAGUCACCCCGGAGCGGUGCGGAAGAGGCGCAAUCACCCUCUUCGCCGGAAGUUGAAUUCCGGGAGUCGCCAGGUGACUUUUGUGUCCCGCCAUGUUGUUGUAACCACCACAAUCACCACUUCUUGCAUCGAAUGGACAUCCACACAUUAAUUAAACACUAGAUUUUUAUAUUUACAACAAAAACAUUAGUUACCUACAUAUUCCAGUCAGCGUUGUAAUCGUUUUUUUUUUGUUCCUGUUAAGUUUAUAUACAUGGUGUUUUUAUUUUUUGUUUUUUGGGGACUGCAUGUAUGGACAUUUUAUUACGUUUGAAUGCAUGAUUAGUGCGUCGUACACCUGUAGAACACACCUGUAGACGUUUGUGAUAUUAUAUACCAUUGUGAGUGUUUGCGUGCGCCAGCCCCCCGGGUCGGGUAUGAUGCCUUCGACAUGCGGUCCGGGCCGCCGCCGUUGAAGCAUCAAUCACCACCAUUCAAUCACCACCAUCGCCGGAACGGUGUUACCACCGACAGCAACAACAAUUCCACCAGUUACACCUAUCUUAGGAACAAGUGUACAUUGCUUGUACAAGGCGAAGUGUCAAGUGCCCCCUUAGUGGCGGCAAGUGCGCAGCCUUCGGCCCCCAGCAGUCCUCAGUCAAGUAUGCUUCUGCUGCAGACUCAAACCCCGUUUGGCUCGAGCAGCUUCGCUGACCUGCUGAGUUUUCCGGACGACCCGAGCUCCGUUCUGCCUCCCGAGGACCUCGACCCGUUCCCCGACGUAGCUUUACAAUCCCAACCACCUUCACCGGCGCCACUGCCCAGCUUCCAGGAGACCUACUCGGUGCGUUACAACACCACCUUCAAGAUGGAGGAGGAUUGCUUCAACGUCGCCGCUUAUACGCAUCACCCUACGCACGUGGCCGCCCCCACGCAUCACUACGACUACCAGCAGCAUCAGUACAGCAGUAGUCCUUACUACCCGCCGCCGCAGUGCUUCGACAGCCUGAUCUCGCAGGAUUCAUACUCGCUACCGCCGUAUCAGAACGUCCCGUCGGAGUUGAACGUGAGCACUGCUCUGAGUCCACGCCAACGACGAGCUUCCCUACCACUACAACGUUCGGAAUCAACUAGUAGUAGUGAAAGUCCCAAGUUACGCCUUGCGGGUCCUACUUCAGUUUGUUCAUCAGCAGCGAGUUCCCCUGGAGGUGUGGAUCCUGUUGGGAGUGGUGGAAUGCAAAAGGGACCAGCUCCCCCAUCACCUUCGCAGUUAUGUGCAGUGUGUGGGGACACAGCCGCUUGUCAACAUUAUGGUGUUCGUACCUGUGAGGGGUGUAAAGGUUUCUUCAAACGCACGGUACAAAAAGGAUCCAAAUAUGUGUGUUUGGCUGAUAAGGCUUGUCCAGUGGAUAAACGCCGUCGCAAUCGGUGUCAGUUCUGCCGCUUUCAGAAGUGCCUCGCUGUUGGCAUGGUGAAGGAAGUAGUACGUACUGAUUCCCUGAAGGGUCGUCGUGGUCGACUGCCUUCCAAACCCAAAUCACCACAGGAAUCACCACCGAGUCCACCUGUGAGUCUUAUCACGGCUUUGGUGCGCGCACAUGUCGACACUACCCCUGACCUCGCCAACCUGGACUACUCACAGUAUUGUGAACCCAGUCCUGUGGAACCCAUCAUUUCCGAAGCGGAGAAGAUUCAGCAGUUCUACACUCUACUGACUACUUCAGUGGAUGUCAUUCGUAACUUCGCUGAGAAGAUUCCUGGCUUCCAGGAGUUAUGCGCUGAGGAUAAAGACCUGCUGUUUCAAUCCGCGUCGUUGGAGCUCUUUGUGCUGCGGCUUGCCUAUCGGACCCAUCCGAAUGAUACAAAGUUAACAUUCUGUAAUGGUGUGGUUUUGGAUAAGCUACAGUGUCAGCGGUCGUUUGGUGAUUGGCUGCACGCUAUCAUGGAGUUCUGCAACGGGCUGCACUUGAUGGAGAUUGACAUAUCCGCCUUUGCGUGUCUAUGCGCCCUCACCCUCGUGACAGAACGACAUGGAUUAAAGGAACCACAUCGGGUUGAACAGCUCCAGAUGAAAAUCAUAUCAUCGUUGCGUGACCACGUGACGUAUAACGCGGAAGCUCAACGCAAGGCGCAUUACUUCAGCCGGCUGCUGGGCAAGUUACCAGAGCUCCGGUCGCUGAGCGUGCAAGGACUACAGCGGAUUUUCUAUCUGAAAUUGGAGGACCUCGUGCCGGCACCGCCUCUGAUUGAGAAGAUGUUUGUCGCCAGCUUACCGUUCUAAGUGCACACAGAGUUUAAUUAUGUAAUUACUAGGAAAUAUUUCUUUUAAACGGUGAUAAAAUGUGAAUGUGAUUUGUUAUUAAUGAUACAUAUUAUUGGGACGAGCGGAUGAGAUGUGGGACAGAUUGAGGUUUGAUGAAGAUGAUGAUGAUGAGACAGAUACGGAUGAAAUUAUUAAGUGUUGAUUAGCAUUAACAGGUUCUUUCAAAAAGGACGCUCCAAUGCCGCAUAUAUCCAUCGCUAACUUAUAUAAAUGUUUACAGUUUAAGUAAUCAUAGUAUAGCUAAAAUAUUCUACGUUUAUGAUAAAUUAAGUUUUUAUGGAAGUCUAGUGCUAUGCCGGGGGAGGGGAAAUACAACAAAACAGAUCUAGCCAGAGAGACGCAACGCCAUGCUUUACUGUUACUAAUAGCCACAUUGAGGUUAGAAUAUAACCUCGAAUGUCAGAGGAAAACUUACCAGUUAUGGCGCUGCGCGUCGCUACGCCAUAUUUUUACUUAGAGACAAACCGCACUCAACUUUGACAUGAACGCACCGAUGAUACUCUUUCAAUAUUGCUCUCUAUGUGCGCAGUUAUUAAUAUUAUGAUGUGCAUACUUGCAACGACAGUUACCUAAUACAGGCUAUGAGUUUGAUUUCAUACUUUAUAUGUGUCUAAACGCUACCAAAACCUAUCAAUCUCAUUGAAAAUGAUGCAAAUCCGUGAAAAGCGAAAUGAAUCCGAAAUUAUUACUAGUCACGGCACUAUUUUUGAGUUGGAUAAUUUAGAAUUGUUAUUUUUAUAUGAAUUUUUAUUGUGUUUGUUUUUUUAUGACGUGUAUAGACAUAUCAUGUAUUUACGAUCGAAGUUCUUUUGUUACCAGGAAACCAGAAUCGACAGAGCGCUGAUGAUGUUCCGAAAUUUUUUAGUUACCAGACGAGCAGGCGUCAAAUAUAAAAAAAGAAAACUUGCUAUUUUCCAAAAUACUGCAAUGUGAAGCGUUGAGUUUGUGCCAUUUCAUAACGUUAUGCGAGUGAAUCCUUUCGAAUUGAGAUGUGAGAUGUAUUAUAUAUAAAGUAUGUAUAUUUUCAUAUCAAUUACUGCCUUGAAAUGGAAACGAUGGACUGACCUGAUAGUUACCUGAUUUGGGAUGGUAUACAAAUAAACUAUUUAACGAAUAAUGAUGUGAAACGAAGAAACAAAUUACGCAUAGUGUGCUUAGGAAUCCAGAUGAUAUUUUUUAGUUAUGUUUAAGCCAAGUAAACACAAGUUUUUCAACUUAAAAAUUAAAAUUUAAAUCUAACACCGUCCGGAUGGAUACGAAUGAAUUUCUUCAAUCAAGUCUUCACAAAUAAAGUCUUCGUUUUGUUUAAAAGUUUAGUUAUCCCACAAGAAAUCACAAAACAUAACCCGGAAUGACGUUUUUCGUGAUAAAGAAAUAAAAAUAUUCGGCAACCAUUUGCAAUACAGUAUGGAAUAAAUGAAUAGAGUACCUAUCUAUGAACUAAUUUUACUAUCCAGUAUAUAUUAUUAUAAAUUUAAUAUGAGGAAGAAUUUGUCAUAUUUGUACCUGCUUUUAUAAACGUUGAUUACAUUUUAGAGGGAACAGAAUAUUGUAAACGUCACAAAUUUAUAAAUCAUAGGCGAUAUUUCGUACCGUUUGUUUACUAUCUACAAAAAAACACUAGCGAAUUACCUUCGUAUUGUAAUGGUUAAAUGUGUAUAUAUGAUAAUGAAACUUUCAUAUUGAUGUGUAGGGAAAUCUCUUGCGAUUUUUUGCUUCUUGCCGCACGCAAAUCAACAAAACGUUGCCAUUUAAUGCCAGUUUGUUAACGUAUGAGUAUAAUAUUUUGUUCGUUACAAUAUUAAUGCUUCAUUAUUGAUAUUUAUGUAUCUGUACUUACCUAAUUUCUAGAUGUGUGUUAUUAUUACGUAAUUAGUUUCUAGGAGUUAAUAAAUUAUACGUACACAAAUAUGAUAUGCCGAAUAGUUACCUAUACUUUAGCAGAUAAAGUUAUUCUUUUUAAACUAAUAUAUUAAUACAUACUGUUAUACAGAAUAGAAUCGUAUUGCUUACAACUAAAGAUAGACGUUUCUUUAGCGUAAGAGGAUGUAAAUCGAAUCAAAUUGUUGAUUCUUGAAAAAAAUAAUUAAUUUCACAUCAAAAGUUGCAGAUAGAAACGAAAAACCAGUGUGUUAUGAUUAAUUAAUGUUUAUUUAUUUGUGUGGCAUUUCUUUAAUAAAUUGUAAUGCAAACAUUUUGCAUCCACAAAGGAGCCGCUGCUUGACAAAUGUUUAUAUACUAUGAAAUUUACCAAGUACAAUAAUUUCACCCUAUUAAACGAGUAAAACUCAUAGUUGUUACGAUGUUACCGCAAUAGCACAAUUUUAAUUAAGUUUUUUACUGUAUUUUGUUAAAAGUGAGGCAAAACAAAUCAAUUUUAAUGAUUUUUAUGGUAUGUAUUGCAUAUUUCUUGUACGUAAUCGAAAUAAAUUCUAUAUUUUAAGUAA
Messenger RNA from Dalotia coriaria, 5130 nucleotides. Its product is annotated as probable nuclear hormone receptor HR38. The transcript is spliced from 4 exons. NCBI's taxonomy places the organism in Eukaryota, Metazoa, Arthropoda, Insecta, Coleoptera, Staphylinidae. Bases 812 to 2641 code for a protein of 609 amino acids. Gene Ontology annotation, cellular component: transcription regulator complex; nucleus. The record is from RefSeq and is a predicted model, not a curated record. Gene Ontology annotation, molecular function: nuclear receptor activity; nuclear glucocorticoid receptor binding; zinc ion binding. Gene Ontology annotation, biological process: cellular response to corticotropin-releasing hormone stimulus; regulation of transcription by RNA polymerase II.